Molecule: messenger RNA, 3080 nt
Organism: Gasterosteus aculeatus aculeatus (three-spined stickleback)
Lineage: Eukaryota; Metazoa; Chordata; Actinopteri; Perciformes; Gasterosteidae
Gene: dipk1aa
Product: divergent protein kinase domain 1Aa
Source: RefSeq, a predicted model, not a curated record
GAUAUCUUAACGUUGAGCUGCAGCCGCAAUCCCGAGGACUCGCUGAUGCCUGCGCGUGGGUGAAUCCACGCCAGAGGCAUAAUUCGCCCAUGUGGUUGACAGUCUGAACGACAGAAGGUGAAAACGUUUCUUUUUUUUUAGCUGCAGACGAUCAUUUGUGCGCCUGCGCCGUUACGUUCUCCCAAGGCCAGCUCGAGGUAUGCAGCUUCGCCUGGAAACCGGCGGCUCCUGUGAAGAGCAGAGUCGCGGGCAAAGUGGACCGGAGCGAUUCACAAGGACAAGACGACCCGACGGUCCAGAGUCCGUGGUGCACAGUGGGGCCCAGAACUGGUGAAAUGCGCCCGAUUCCGCCCCGUUCUGUGAGCGAACACCGGGUCGUUUUCGCGUGGAAGAAGCUCCUCGGGAUGUUACGGAUGAUCUCCCACAGCCACGUCCACGUAUUGAGAUGAUCCGUUUCUUGCGAUGGCGAAGGGUCUGUUUCCACGGGCCUGGGUGAAAAAGUCCUUCUACUUCCAGGCUCGGGUCUCCUUUGUACGGGUGAAGUACCUGUUCCUUACGUGGCUGACGGUGCUGGUUGGGAGCUGGGUGCUCUAUGUGCAAUACUCUGCCUACACGGAGCUGUGCAGAGGACACGAGUGCAGGAACGCCAUUUGUGAUAACUACAGGAAGGGAAUCAUCGACGGAUCCGCCUGCAGCAGUCUGUGUGACAAAGACACGCUCUACAUGAGCCGCUGUCUGUCAACACUGCCCAACAACCAAGUGUACACAGGAAGCUGGGGAGACCACGAUGGUAUCGUCCGCUGUAGAUUGGGGGAGGUCACGCACUACGAGCUGGGCGAGGAGCCGGAGCCGCGGAGAGAAUCCCCCGUGUUCGACAAGCCCACCAGAGGCAUCGUGGAGAAGUUCAGAGAGAUGGUCUUCAAUCACCUCAAGUCCAAGCUGGGAGAGCAGGCCAAUCUCGCCGGCCUCGUCGGCCAGAUCCUCUCCGUCGCCGAUGGCAACAAGGACGGACGAGUGUCGCUGCCAGAAGCUCGUUCUACGUGGGCCCUCCUGCAGAUGGAUGAGGUGCUGCUGGGUCUGCUGCUCCAGGACCGUGGACACACCCCGCGCCUCCUCGGCUACUGCGGGGACCUGUACAUGACGGAGCGAGUCCCCUACGGGCCCCUGUACGGCCUGUCUCUGCCCUGGCCGCUGGCCGGGUGGGUGCCCAGCGGCGUGCAGCGCACCGUGGACCAGUGGUUCACCCCCUCGUGGCCCCGGAAGGCCAAGAUCUCCAUGGGCCUCCUGGAGCUGGUGGAGGACGUCUUCCACGGCACCUACGGCAGCUUCCUGAUCUGCGACUUCGCCGCGGCGCACUUCGGCUACACCGACCGCCACGAACUCCGUCUGACGAACGCCCGCGCGGUGGUCCCCGAGGCCGCGUUCAGACGCGCCAUGCGGGCGCGGACGUGCGAGGCCGACGGCGACUGCGUGUACGGGGUCGACUGUCACACGUCCUGCGACGUGGCGGAGAAGCGGUGCAGGGGGGAGCCGCUUCGGCCGAACUUGGCCAAGGCGUGCGGCACGCUGAAGGACUACCUGCUGCGCGGGGCGCCGUCAGGCCUGAGGGAGGAGCUCGAGAGGCAGCUGUACGCCUGCAUGGCUCUGAGGGGAAACGCCGGACAGAUGAACAUGGAGCACUCGCUUAUUCUCAACAACUUGAAAGCGCUGCUGUGGAGACAGAUCUCGCACACCAAAGACUCGUGACGAGGCGAGGGGAGGGUCCUCGCAAAGUCUCCCACUGGUGGAGCGGAGAUUCAGGAGCUGCAGAGAACUUUAUAAUCGGCGCUUAACGCUUGUGAAUCAGACUGAUGGAGACUCGGCAUCCUCGAUGAACCGAAUGGUUGCAUGUUCCCAUCGGCCACGUUAGAUUUCAUCAGCCACAGCAGCGAGAGGUUUCUGCUGAUGACGGACUGGUGAAACAGACUUAUCGUUACUCUCAAGAGCCGAGAGACCAUGUUGCUGUUUUCUCACACAAAAUCAUGCGUUUGAGAUUUAGUUGCACAAAACUCUUGUUUGAAGUAGGUGCAGUGCACUAUUUUAAGAUGGGCUCCUUGAUACUUUACAGUUGAUCCUGAGCCUCAUACACUAAUUAGGCCACUUAGGAUUUAAUGAUGCGGCGGUGGACAUUCCGUACUAGACGGGGACCUGCAGGGCGUUAGUUUGUCUGCUGUUGGAUUGGUUCUUGUUGCUGUCUGUUGCACUCGGUCCUUAACCCGUUGGUGCCUAAUGAGGGUAAACGUCCUGCAGAAGUCACACAAGUUCUGCUUUUGGGUACUGUAGUUUAUGAACGGUUACUCAAACAGUAGUGAAUGGUGCAAACGCUCUGCUGCAUAAUAAUGAACAUUUGGUGAACUGAUUGUAUUCUGCAGGACAGUUUGUGGUAUUGAUUUAAAAAAUAACCUACAGUGCCCGUGUGACAAGAUAUUUUUGGCUUAAGCUAUAGACCGUGCAACAUUAAUUCAUUAGUUUCUUUAGGGAUACAUUUGGCAAGUAUAGCAAACAAUACUUUCCCUUUGUCGCUCAUCUGCAUAAUAGUGAGGCAGUUCAUCCGUGAUGGUAUUUGGUUGUAUUCCACAAGCUUUGUCUUAAUGUAGGUUUUCCUCCUGUACUAGUGCUGUAUCAACGACACAAGGAAUAUAAAUCCACUUAGCUUUCUUUACGAAUGUUAUCUUGUAUUUCUCACUGACGAGCACUUGUUGUAAUGUGCUGUAUCACAUUCUUUGGAUUGUCUCUGUGCCAUAGAGAUCCAGCUGAAAUCAUGAUUGUUCACAAUCGUCGUCAAGUGGAGAUUUCUUUUCAACUCCCGUGGUCACACUUGAAUGCUGUACAUUUUACAUGAUCUAUUCGUCAUUGUUAAGUUGCUGUGGCCUGAACUGGAUUCAUCACUUCACAUGUGUUUAAGACCCGACGUGAGCUGUGAAGCUUGACAAGUUUGUGCUUAGUGCUGCAGGUUGUUUUAAUGUAAAGAAUGAAAACAAGUUCACCUAUUGAAGACCAGCAUGAUUUUGCACAAUUAAACUUCACUGUAACUACUCCAA